UAUGGCAACUUAACCUUUCACCUUUCACCUGUAACCCUGGUGGGAUCUCAAAAAUGGCUACCUCCAUGCAGCACAUCGCGAAGGUUUUGUGUCGUCUGUCGCCUUCAAUUUUACAUUCAGUUCGUCAUUACCAGUCCUAUUUCCACAGGCUGCCCUUGAGGACAUGCCCGUCUCUCUUGCCAUAUGUCCAUCCCAGUCACGCUUACUGCAAAGCGGCAUCGCUGCAGGACGAGCAUGCUGCUCAGGCUGCGGAGGCUCUGACCCGUUACAAGGACAGGCCUUGGGAUUACCUGGAGAGUGAAGAGUAUAUUGAAAGGUAUGGAAGAAAUCCAGUGUGGGCUGGCUACAGGAGGAACCACAAAGGAGGCAUUCCCCCACAGAAGACUCGCAAGACUUGCAUUAGAGGCGACAAGAUAUGUGGAAACCCCUGCCCAAUUUGUCGUGAUCCAAACAUCAUUAUUCACCAUCAGAACGUCAAGUUGCUGCAGCAGUUCAUCAGUCCCCACACUGGAAUGGUGUUUGAUUCCACUCAAACAGGCGUGUGUAUGAAGCAGCAGAAGAAGCUAAAUAAGGCAAUUAACACAGCCAAAGAUCAUGGUUUUCUUCCCUUUCAGAUUCCACAUGUGGAAUUUUCAGGGGAGGACUACUCCAACUCCCAUGAUGCUGUGGGGACCACACCACCUCCCCCAUUCCUAUCCUUCGGUGACAACUGGUACAAAUGGUAUGGGGAAAUAGUGCCUGAUGAGAAUGAAGUGGCUAAAGUCAAGAAGACAUAUAAAGCUUAUUUAAAGUGAUCGCGGUGCUGAUCAUGCUGUCAAAAAGUGAAAGUUGUUUGGACCAUAUGAAGAUGUUUUUGUCUUAUAAGUGUGCAAAAAAAAUUGUACAAUAAACCACAUGAUGAAAAAUUUAA
Archocentrus centrarchus (flier cichlid) is the source of this 910-nucleotide messenger RNA. Its product is annotated as 28S ribosomal protein S18b, mitochondrial-like. The transcript has 7 exons. Gene Ontology annotation, molecular function: structural constituent of ribosome. Gene Ontology annotation, biological process: mitochondrial translation. The coding region runs from base 54 to 794 and encodes 246 amino acids. Gene Ontology annotation, cellular component: ribosome; mitochondrion. The record is from RefSeq and is a predicted model, not a curated record. Lineage: Eukaryota; Metazoa; Chordata; Actinopteri; Cichliformes; Cichlidae.